Molecule: messenger RNA, 3984 nt
Organism: Archocentrus centrarchus (flier cichlid)
Lineage: Eukaryota; Metazoa; Chordata; Actinopteri; Cichliformes; Cichlidae
Gene: nhlrc2
Product: NHL repeat containing 2
Molecular function (GO): protein binding
Source: RefSeq, a predicted model, not a curated record
UAGUUGGUUGUUGUUGCUAGAAACAUGGCGUCCCGGUGCAGCCUCUCUACACUGUUUCCUGUUCAAAGCCAGCUGGAUUGCGCCCUAGAUGACACUACAACACAGCAAGAAAAAGAAGAUCUCGUUCAACAAUAUCUGAAAAGGUUAGACGAGACAGAGGACUUGAAGAUACCCGAUUUCCAGACAGGCUUAGAGUGGCUCAACACAGAAGGGCCUCUCUCUUUAACCAAGGAGCUGGCUGGUAAAGUGGUGCUGCUGGAUUUCUUCACUUACUGCUGCAUCAACUGCAUGCACAUCCUUCCCGACCUGCAUCAGCUGGAGAAACACUCUGUUAAAGAUGGAUUGGUUAUUGUUGGUGUGCACUCUGCCAAAUUCCCCAAUGAAAAGGUAUGUCCUGACAACAUCCAAAGCGCCGUGCUCCGCUACGACAUUUGCCACCCUGUGGUAAACGACAGCGAGGCGUGUCUCUGGCAUGAACUGGAGGUCUCCUGCUGGCCCACGCUGGUCCUACUUGGACCACGUGGCAACUUGCUCUUCUCCCUGGUGGGUGAAGGCCACAGUGACAGGCUGAUGCUUUUCACUGACAGCGCCCUUCGUUAUUAUGGGGAGCGUGGUUUGCUGAAGACUCACACAGUGGGAAUCAAGCUGUACAGAGACUCCUUGCCACCCAGCAUCCUUUCCUUUCCUGGAAAGGUGGCUAUAGACAACAGCACUAAAAGACUUGCCAUAGCAGACACAGGACAUCACAGAAUAUUGGUGGUUUCUUCUACUGGAGACCUGCUACAUGUCAUAGGAGGGCCUGAAAGUGGGAGACAAGAUGGCAACCUGUCUGAAGCUUCCUUUAAAUCCCCUCAGGGUGUUGCUAUUAAAGGGGACACUGUAUAUGUGGCUGACACGGAAAACCACUUGAUUCGAAAGAUCGAUCUGUUAGAGGGAAGAGUCAGCACUCUGGCAGGAGUAGGCACUCAAGGGAAAGACAUAGAGGGUGGAGCCAUGGGACCACAGCAGCCAAUCAGCUCUCCUUGGGAUGUGAUGCUUGGCACUGCUGGCGGCACUGAAGACAACGUGCUGUGGAUAGCCAUGGCAGGGACUCACCAGAUCUGGGCUUUGUUCCUAGCUGAUGGAAAACUGCCCAAAGGAAGUGAGUCCAAGGCAGGGAUGUGCGUGCGAUGGGCAGGCAGCGGCAACGAAGAGAACCGAAACAACGCCUACCCUCACAAGGCAGGCUUUGCACAGCCUUCAGGCCUGGCUUUAGCCCCAGAGGAACCCUGGAGCUGCCUGUACGUGGCCGAUAGCGAAAGCAGCACCAUCCGUACGCUGUCGCUGAAGGAUGGCGCCGUAAAGUUGCUGGUUGGGGGAGAGAGAGACCCACUGAACCUUUUUGCUUUCGGGGAUAUGGAUGGGAAAGGGGUGGAGGCCAAGCUCCAGCAUCCUCUCGGUGUUGCCUGGGUUCCUGAACAAAGUGUGCUCUAUGUGGCCGACUCCUACAACCACAAGAUCAAGGUGGUGGAUCCAAAAUCAAAGCAGUGUAGUACGUUAGCAGGAACGGGAGAUGCUGGAGAUACUCUGGGCCCUGACUUUAACAUAUCCUGCUUCAAUGAACCUGGAGGAAUCUGUGUCGGUGACAGCGGGAAGCUUCUUUAUGUGGCCGAUACCAACAACCACCGAGUCAAAGUGCUGAACCUCGCCUCCAAGACUGUCUCGCUGUUCCCCAUCAUCUGUGAGUGCACAGACGCAGUACCUACAAAGCCUUUGGGGCCUACCAAAGCCCCCACGCUGCCUAAAUCAGCUGCCAGAAAGGAAAUGCCACCAGUAGCAGUGUCUGCAGGCCAGACUGUCAUCAUGUCUGUCACACUGUCACUUCCAGAAGGGACCAAACUCACCGAAGAGGCACCCAGCUGCUGGGCACUCUCAGCAGAGGGUAACGAGUGGCUGCUGGACCAUCAGGUGCUUACUGGUUCCAUUAGGGAUAUCUCACAGCCCCUUUUCAUCUCAGCCAAACUUCCAGCUGUUAUCAAGGAACCAAACAGCAAUCCAAGCCUCACUUUGGCUGUAUGGAUGUACUACUGUAUGGAAGCAGGUAAAGCCUGCAUGAUGAAAGCAGCUUCAUUCUCCCAGCCUCUUCAAAUAAUCGCCAGUUCUGGAAAGGAAGAGGUCAUUGUGGAGUUGGCUCAUGCCUUCUAAAACCGCCUACAUGGUCUUAGUUAAAAUAGCCUUUGAAUCCACGCUUUGUGUUGUGUUGAGACCUCAUCUUAAUCUGUCUUGUGUUCUGCUCAUAGUUCUGCUGUCACUUUGACAAAAAAGGCAAUUCGAGUGAACCUGUUUUUUUUGUUGUUGUUGUUUUUUUGGAAGGACAAUUUCAUUUCAUAUUUCCCGGAUGUCCUUUCCUUCAAAGGUAACGCAUCAGUUUAGUAAUGUUCUUGACUGUGUGACAGCUAUUAAAAUGAAUGCAGAUAGACAUCUGUGAGAACUCAACAGCAGCAGUCUACAGUAUGUCUAUAUGAUAUUAUAUUCAUGUAGUAAGUUCUCAUGAGGUCAGGUUGUACGGACUGUAUACAUUUGUUUUUUUUUUUUUUUAUUUAUUUUUUUUACUAAGUUCCCUUCUUACUUAUCAAAACUAAAAGAAUGAGGACACUCAAAGAUAUUUGGCAAAUUUAAUGAGAAACUGUGAUUACCUAAUUUACUGCUAGCAGCACUGUUGUGAUUGAUGGGUAGAAAAAUAAAAACAUUUUCAUCUGUUCUCAUACUUGUGAAAAAUCAAAAGUUCUUCCAGGUAUUAAAAACAAAGUAAAAAGUGAAACUUCUGAUAUCUAUAUUUUCACUUUAAUUGUAAGAUGACUUUGAAUUAAUUUUUUUUUCUUAACAACUCUCAAGAAGCAAUUGUUGAACAGCUGAAGAGCCCAUGAGUAAUAACCCAACAGGAAUUUUUUUUUAUAAAAAGGACAUUUAAUGGAGAUGUUAUAUGAAUCAUUUUAACGUCAAAGGCAAUGCUUUUGAAUGCUAAUAUCAAGUUCCAGCCAGUGUCUCCAAAAAGGAUAUUGGUAUUAUAUGAAGCUUUCAUAGGGAAUAUGAGGUUAGGAUAAAAAAUUUACAAUCUUUCAUUUAAUCUCAACCCAGCAGGAAAGUUAGGUAGCAGAAAAGGAUAGAUGUGUGAAGCUUAUGCAGUUAGGGGUUUAUUAAAUGUAGCUAUGCAGAGACUCUUAUUUCUCAUUAUCAUUAUAAUGUUAAAGUCAUGCAGCACAGCAGUAUAUGUAUUUUUCACUUUUCUCCAUUUAAAUGAUGUAUCGCCACGGAUGAGUGUGGGGUCGGCUUAGUUACAUCAGCCGCAAAGGUGCCCACUAAUCGAGCUUCCUCAUACAUUUGUUUACACGUGUCACCACAGACUGAGUCGGCUUAAGUUGUUUCCACUGUUCGCUCUCUAAAAGGUAACACUCGUAGCCCAAAGCUUUGAUUGUGAUUAUUCGCAACACAAGAAGCCCUUUUGAUUUAGACCACCUGUUAUUUGAGUAAUGAAUAAAGUGCCUGUUUUCGACGAGGAGAAGCAGCGUCUCGUGAACCGAGGACACCUGACUGACUGCUGCCUGCUCUGUACGCUGAAACCAAAGUCUCAUUAAAUUCUUUCCAUCAAGCAUUUAUGCACUUCAUCUCGACUCCACAAAGGGAACAUUAUAUGAAAGGAAUGCUAAUAAUGAUCUGCUCUAUCACAUUGUGUAAUAUGAUAUGAUAAUGUGGAAGUUGUUUUGUCAUUUUCCCUUUAUUGGUUUACUAAGUUAUGAGUUGUUGUCAGAAUGGGGCUUGAGAGUGUUUUUGAUUAUCAUUGCUGUCAUCAUGUCUCAUAACCUAAUUGUGCUUGUCAGGCUGCUUUUAUUUGGUUUGGUUCACUCAGCCCAAGUGCCUUUGGAAAGGAUUGUAUGGAUGGUGUACAUUCAUGGCACUUUAAAUGUAUUAAAAGCAAUAUUUUUCUGAAAUGGGACUCCCCCCCCC